CAUUUAUCCGGUUGCAUCACACUGGGCGUGGAGCUCCGACGGUUGGCUGUACGUGACGGCGUUCACGGACAACGCCGGCUCGGGCGUGGUGCACAUGCUCGGCGGCAUCUGCGCCCUGGUCGGUGCCGUGCUCAUCGGCCCGAGGAUCGGCCGCUUCGAGGAGAAGACCGGGCGGGCCUUCGACAUCCGCGGGCAUUCCGUGCCGCUGGCGGCGCUGGGCGGCUUCAUCCUGCUCUUCGGCUUCCUCGCCUUCAACGCCGGAUUCCACGGCCACAUCAGCCAGCCGGGCGACGGCGCGAUCGUGAGCCGCUCCAUCAUGAACAGCCUCCUCGGCGCCUGCGGCGGGGGGCUCGGCACGCUCGUCCUGGCGCGCCUGGGACUCUGUUUCACCACCGCCGGCGGCGCCUGGAGCUUUCUCCUGACGCUCAACGGCACGCUGGCCGGCCUGGUGGGCGUCUGCGGCGGCAGCGACGUGUUCUACCCUUGGGCGGCUCUCCUCACGGGGACGAUCUCGGGCUUCAUCUUCCUCUGCCUCCACGACCUCCUCCUCAAACUCAGAGUGGACGAUCCGCUGGAUGCCUUCCCGGUGCAUUUCGGCGGGGGGCUGUGGGGGCUGGUCGCCGUCGCGCUGCUGGGGCGGGAUGGUAUCAUCCUCAGCUCUGCGUCGCCCGAGAGUCUUCAGGUCUUGGGAUGGAACAUGGUGGGAGCGGUGGCCAUCGCAGCCUGGUCGGGCUCUCUCUGCAUCCUUCUCUUCGGGGCCCUUAAAUUCGCAGGGCUCUUGCGGGUCUCCGCCGAGAUGGAAAUCCACGGUCUGGACAUCCUGAAGCACCAGGAGCCGGCGUACCCGUCGUCGGCGUGGGAGGAGCUGAUCGACCACUGCCCCGUCGAGGGAUUCAAGGUCGUGCCCAGGCACGAGAGGGUCUCCUUCUCGAAUUCGCUGCCGGGGAAUCUCCUGGCGUCCGACGCGCUAAACGGAAGCACCACCGGCGGGAGGCUGUACGCCGGUCCACUCCGGAAGCAGUCGCUCCGGUCGGAGAAAUUCCGGAACUCCUUGGAGCACUCCGACUCCCCGUCUGGGAGCAUGGACCAUCUCGCGAUGGAGAAGGGGAGGGACGCCUACGUCUGUGUCCAUCUGUGAUGAACGCUCUUCUUUUUGUGAUGAACACAGCGCUUGUGAUGAACGCGAGGGCCUUCGUGCCGAGGGUUCCCUGCCGAUAUUUCUCUCUCCCUUUCUCUCUCCCUCUCUCUCCCUCUUUGUUUCAUUUACCCGUUAGGAUCGUGAGGUAAUAAAGCCCUCGUUUGUUUGUGUUUAUCUGGAAUCCUUUCGAC
This is a messenger RNA of Darwinula stevensoni, 1329 nucleotides long. Lineage: Eukaryota; Metazoa; Arthropoda; Ostracoda; Podocopida; Darwinulidae. The record is from the annotation of a GenBank genome assembly.